This is a messenger RNA of Colius striatus (speckled mousebird), 1812 nucleotides long. RefSeq lists its product as uncharacterized. The transcript has 6 exons. NCBI's taxonomy places the organism in Eukaryota, Metazoa, Chordata, Aves, Coliiformes, Coliidae. The record is from RefSeq and is a predicted model, not a curated record. The coding region runs from base 600 to 1088 and encodes 162 amino acids.
UUGUGCCUGCUCAGGCUGGGCAAAGCAGCUCCUCUGCCCAGGCUGGGUGUAGGAGCAGCUCCCAGAGCUCCUGCCUUAGUCCCUGUGACCACCCACUCGAGCUCUGCUCGGAUUUUUGGCUGUGCCAGCUGCUGCUGAGGCCUGACGUGUGCUGUGUUCUGCAGGACGGGUGCCCACGAGGAGGGGAAGGGCUGUGCUGCAGCCUGAGCACCUGCAGCCUUUUGUCUGGCAGGUUCAUCACAAGCUGGGACCUCACAGAGAUGCUGUGGACCAAACCUCCAGGCUGGGAGGCAGAGAACAUCAGCUCACCCAGAAAGCUUUGGAAGCAGCUCCAGCAGCAGCUGAGGCUUUUGCAUCGCCCAGAGUGAUCCAGGGGCUGCCCACACAGUGAUCCCACACACUGAUGGGCAGGAAGGAGCAGCCAGAGCAAGAAUUCUUCUUCAUGCCUUAAAACACUUGUUCAUAGGAGCAAAAUAUGGAAAGUCACAAGUUCUGAAACCUCCUUGGAGUGGGAGCUGCUGAAAUGAAGCUUAAAUCACAGAGUACCUUGUCCUGGACACCUCAGAGAUGCAAACAGACCCUGAGAGUCCCGUGGUGGGAUGAGCAGAGGCAGGAGGCUGACAGCCCCACAUCCCAGCUCGCCCUGCCCCAGGAGCUCUGAAAAGGGAGGUGUUUGUCUUCUCUGGCAGAACCCAGCAGCUCCCUGCAGCAGCCUCCUGCCAUCUCUGCCUCCUGCCUUUGCACUCAGCUCGUUUGGCUCAGCACCGGCUUCGUGCACGUGGAAACGAAGCUGCUGCCUCGUCUUGCUGAGGACACAGAAAACCUCUCUCAGCUCAGCUGUGCUGCCUCAUCCCAGAGUGGGGGACAGGAACAGCUACCUGAAAAGGCUGCAGGAUGGACCUGGGGGCCAGGAGACAGUUCUCCAGUGCUUGCUCUCCCUCCACACCUUCUGUUUGUGGCCAGAGGAUGAUGAAGAUGAGGGGUCUCUCCCCCUUCUGCUUCUCCCUGAGCAGUCAGUUAGUGAGGGUCCCCUCUGCCCACCCAAUUUGGGCUGUAGUGGGACAGGAGCUGGCUGGAUGCCACACUGAUGCUCUGGAUAAGCCAAAACCCCCCAAGGCAGCCAUCCUGGCCCCUUCCACCCUCCUUCCCCACACUGAGGGCUCUCCCCUGUCCCUCCCCAUGGCACAAGGCAGCAGUGGCUGAGCCCAGCCCCGAGCAGACCCCUGGGAUCCCGCCGAGGUGCCGAGCAGCCAGCGGAGCCUCUCGGCAGUGUUUGCUCUGCCCAAGUACAGCAGAACACUGUCACCUUGGCUUGUUUGAACUACCCAGGAGCUGCAUUGCCAGCAUUGUAUUCAACAGUUGUACUUGAGUGAACAAGCAGCCAGGGUGGUGGUUUUUUCCCCCCCUCUCCCCCCUGUGAGAAUGGCCCUAUCCCACGGAGGGGUGAUGGAUUGCUUUUUGGGUUGCACACGCUGUUAUCACUGUGCUGUUCUAAUGCUAGUCAAACAUCAUUGUGAGUAGCCAAACUCAAUAGCAGCAGUGUUAGGCUGGAAAGUCAAUAUUGGCUGAGCAAACAGAGCAAAUAAAGAGUUGCUAUUUGCGUAGCCAUGAGUAUUUGUGUGCUCUGCUGCUGAACAGGCUGCUUUGAAAUAAUAAUGAAGAAAAAAACAGGGAGAGAAGUGUGUUUUCCCUUCGAGGCAGGGAAUGGUUUGUGUUUAGGGUACAGCAGUCGGCUUUUAUUAAAGUUCAAGUUUGCUUCCUUACGGUCGCCGUGAGCAGCACAGACCCAGCCAUGGCGUGCAGAGGAGAAGC